Messenger RNA from Verticillium dahliae VdLs.17, 2016 nucleotides. RefSeq names its product nodulation protein L. The coding region runs from base 1 to 2016 and encodes 671 amino acids. Gene Ontology annotation, biological process: regulation of DNA-templated transcription. The record is from RefSeq and is a predicted model, not a curated record. NCBI's taxonomy places the organism in Eukaryota, Fungi, Ascomycota, Sordariomycetes, Glomerellales, Plectosphaerellaceae. Gene Ontology annotation, molecular function: zinc ion binding; acetyltransferase activity; DNA-binding transcription factor activity, RNA polymerase II-specific. The transcript is spliced from 3 exons.
AUGUCUGCGUUCACGGCCCUGAAUGGGGGGUCGCCAAAGGCAACAGAACCGCCGGCGCCAGAGUCUCGGAAGACGCCUCCAGAAGAGCGGCCAACUGCGCAAUCCACUUCCCAGCCUUCUCCUAAACCCCCGUCGAGCGAAGUUGCCAGCAGUCAACGGGAUGCUUGGCCUGCCCCUGCCCACGACAGGCCAAGUUUUCAGUCUGCGUCCUACCCAGAUGUUGAGGGUUCUCACAAGAGAAAAAGAUCCGACUCAUCCGAGCCUCGCCGGGAGAGGGAACCCCAGUCGCAACCCAUCCAGGAGAGAACCCCAGACACAGCAACACAACCACACCCGCCAGAGUCGCGUGAAGCGUAUGGCACGCCACAACGUGAGCGCGAACACCGUCAGUACGCCGAAGACAGUCGAGAUCCCAAUGAUCCAUGGUACUCCCGAGAAGGACGUGACGAAAGAGGCUACUACGACAACCAGCAUUCGGCCUCAACCACCCAAGGCCAGACGGAAGAGCAGAUUGGCGAUGCCCUACGAAGGGUGACAGGUCAGGUGGAUAACCACAGCGACUAUGGCAACAGCCCGGAAGGUGAUGACCAUGAACGCUCCAUGAGCGUAUACGGACCCUACACUCCUGGCGGCUCGCGCGACCACGUUCUGCAGUCAGAUCCCAAGAAGCGCAAACGAAACUUUAGCAAUCGCACCAAGACUGGCUGUCUCACCUGUCGUAAGCGCAAAAAGAAGUGCGACGAGCAGAAGCCCGAAUGCAUCAACUGCAUCCGUGGUGGCUUCCUCUGCGCAGGCUACCCUCCACAGAGGAGUACGGGCUGGCAGAAGCCAGACAACAAAGCUGCCGCCGUUCCGCUGGAAUCCAAAGACCCCAGCUACGUACCUCCAGGCGCGUAUGGCAUGCCGCAACAGAACCCUUAUGGGAGCCAGCCAACUGUCACGCCUCGUCGGGAUCCUCUUCCUCCCUAUGGCCGAGGCCAGCCGUUACGAAUUGAUCCUCCCCAGGGACGGCCCAUCCUGACCGAUGAUGACAGGGCCACUGCCUCGACGAUCCCCAGCGCCUCCGUCGCGAGCCCGGAUCUCAAGCUUUCGGCCCUUCCAUACACACCGGCCAAUGUGUUCCCAACGCCUGUCAGCGCCCAAGCCCCUUCGCAGCAGAGUGGCUUCUCGGAGAGGAAGGAGUUUCAGGCGCCGCGCGUACCGCCUCUGCACGACAUGGGCCGGAGCGAGCCCGAAACCCCUCAUCCGGGCAACACUCUUCCCCAGAUCAACAUUCUCCAUCCGACCCGUGCCAACAGCCCCGCCCCGCCACCCUCCACGAGCAACGCACAGGUCGCGGCUCAGCUGGCUUUGUCCCACACGCAAUAUGCGGGCAGCAGACAGAGGACGCAGAAGGAAGAGAUGCUUUCGGGCAGACACUAUUACCCAUUCGAUAAGGAGCUCGUUUUGGAGCGAGAGCGGUGCAGCGCAGCAUGCUGGCGGUUCAACAACUCGACGAAUCCGAACAACGGCGUCUCGCCCAUCGAGCGUGCCCGUCUAUUCCGCGAAAUCCUGCAGCCACGCGAUCCCAUCCAGAUUUCGCCCUCGGUGGCAUCUCCGGUGACGAACAUUGGCCGCGUUGGCGAGAAUGUUGUCGUUGAGGCGCCGUUCAACUGUGACUACGGCUACAACAUUACAAUCGGACAGAAUGCCAUUGUUGGUCGCAACUGUACCAUCAUUGACACGUGCGAAGUCAAGAUUGGCGACAACUGUCACAUCGGACCGAAUGUCAGUAUUUACACCGCCACGCUGCCCAUUGACCCCAAGAGGCGCAUGGGCAGCAAGGGACCACAGCUUGGGCGUGCCAUUACCAUCGAGCAAGACUGCUGGAUUGGUGGUGGCGCUAUUAUUCUUCCUGGCAGGACGAUUGGCAAAGGAAGCACCGUCGGCGCGGGGUCUAUUGUCACCAAGGAUGUUCCCCCUUUCACCAUAGUCGUAGGCAAUCCGGCUCGCGUUCUUCGUGGCAUUUCGUCAUAA